CCUAAGAGAGCUGGACUGUUAUGAUUCCUUCUAAAGCAAGUGCUACGCAUUGACAUACUCCGGGCAUAGCCAAUCGAGCACAAUCGAACAAUUAGCAAUAUUCCCAGCGCGGUUAUCUCAGGCUACUACGAGUAUUCUUUCACCGUAUUCUCUGUCGUCAGAGGAAAAUACUUUUUAAGAAAGAAAAAAGAAAGUCGAGGGCAAGCACUGAAAUAAGUGCAGUAAAGUUUGAUGAACUAUUUUAAUCUGAAAACAUUGUCUUACUUGGUAUUAUCGACAGUGCAAGCUUGGUCUGUGGUGGCAAAUGCUACUGCUAAUUUAAAGUUACUGCCGCAAAAGUUCACAACCAUUCCUCUCUAUUAAUUAUGCCGGUUUAGUAUAAAGAAAAUUUUGUAUUUGCAUCUUUUCGAUUUUGUUUCUUUUUUUUUUAGUUUAUUUGUCUGUGAUUUCGGUCAUUCCGAGGAUUCUGGAUAUUCCGUGUAUUCCGAGAAUUCCACUCCUGGCUUUCCAAACUCACUCAACAAACAUACGAUCGCCCAUGUCACGGUGGAUAAGUUGACUGUUGCGCAACGUCGCGUGACACGAAUAAAGUUCAAGUCACCAAAGGCAGAAUCAUUUUACCAUUUAAGUACGCUAGCUGUAACAUAGGUUUCUUUUUUUUCCGAUGCCGACGACAUUUUUGGAUUUCCAUUUCAUUUUCGCAACUGUCAACCAGAUCUGCGCUAAUAUCUUACGGGGGAUUGUCCCUGGACACGAUGACGUCAUUCUCAUUGCUGAUGCAACUUGAGUGGGAACUCGGCAAUAGUACACCAAAUAAAUAAGAGGGACCGGUUGUUCGUGACCAACAACGAAUGUUUCUCUACGGUAUUUUUUUAUGAAGAGUUGUUGAAAUGGAACUGAAUCACGGAGGAUAUCGCUAUAAAUCGAUCGUAGUGACAGGAAUAGCAGAUCUGGCGUCCACUGAAGCGUUCAGCGAUUGUAACAGGUACAUCCUUGAUUGUCGAACUCUACAACCAGACCAAAUUUUAACCGAAUUAACAUCAUUAUGCCAGUUUAUUCAACACUCGAAAGUGUCGCACGUCUGGAUAAAUUGUGGCCACGGAAGAUUCCUCGAGAUCAAGGAACGGCUGGGCAAAAUAUUGAAGGAAAAUGGCACAGAGUCUGAAGACACUCAUCACGCAAUCCUAAAACUCACGACGCGCGAUCAGUCGGUACCUGUCGCUGACGCUUUAAAAACUAGCAUCGACGUCCUCAAUUUCGGAAAUAAUCUGCUAGAUAUCCAUCGUUUGUUGGACGCUCAUCCUGGUCUUUUGAAGGGAAAAGCUCAUCUGAAUAAUGCACUGAAGAGGAAACGACAAAAUGACAACGAUGAAUCUGCCGUUGCGUUACCUACAGCGGCAUAUAGCGAUAAACGUCGACCUCGCAAAAAUGUCUUUAACGAGUUGAAACGAAUGACCGCUGAAUCAAAUGAAAGCCGAAGGAAGUGCUACAUGUGCGAUUCCACAGCUGGUUUUGAUCACGUGUGCGAUGAUUGUCAUAGUUUGAACAGUGACAUGAAGAAAGUUACGUGCGAUUUGAAAGGAAGGUACGCUAUCGUGACAGGUGGCCGAAUCAAGAUUGGCUUCGAAACUACUCUCCGCUUGUUGAGAGAUGGAUGUUUCGUCAUCGCGACAACUCGAUUUCCAGCCAAUGCAGUUGAACACUUUAGCAAUGAGAAAGAUUUUAGUGUCUGGAAACACAGGCUGAAGAUCGUCCGACUGGAUCUUCAAGAUAUGCGCUCCAUCAACGAGUUCCUUGAGAGCGUCAAGAAAAACAUCCCUCAUCUGGAUAUUUUAAUCAAUAACGCUGCCCAAACAAUCUCUCGGCCUCUUCAAUAUUAUGCACCUCUUAUCUCCGAGGAAGUAAAGCGCCUGCAAAACUUGACAAAAGAUGCGAACAAUCUGAUUGUCAAUAAGAGCCAAGCAUUGGACCAAUUCAAUUCCAUGACUUCUUCUACACCAUGUCGAUCUCUUCCAUUCGAGGCAAAGUCGAGUGAUUUUCCAGAAGGAAGGAAGGACAAACAUGGAGAACAAUUGGACACCCGCUUGAGAAACAGUUGGACAUACAAUCUAGACGAGGUUCCACUGCAAGAACUUCUGCAGGUCUUGACCAUCAAUGCAGUAGGCCCGUUCAUUUUGACAGCAAAACUUAAACCACUGUUAAAACAAAGUCCUUUCCAGCGAAAAUUUGUCGUGAACGUGUCUGCAAUGGAGGGGCAGUUUUCUCGCAUCUCGAAGGGUCAUCGCCAUCCGCACACCAAUAUGGCAAAAGCUGCUUUGAAUAUGUUGACACGAACAAGUGGAUUGGAAUAUCAGAUGGAUCGCAUCUACAUGACGGCUGUUGACACUGGCUGGGUCACGGACGAACGACCUUUCCAUCAAGCACAACACGAGGCGGUCACAAAAGGAUUUACACCGCCUCUGGAUUGCCAGGACGGAGCUGCCAGAGUUUACCAUCCAGUCAUUCAUGGACUUAACCCCGACAAUUCGCCAUACUUUGCUGUCUUUUUGAAAGACUUUAAACCUAAAAGCUGGUAAUUUUAUAAUGCCUGCAUGUUUAAACGUUGUAGAGUUUUAAAAAAUCGAUUGACUAAUAACUAAUUAAUUAGUUGUAUGACUGAGAAAAUCACUACAUUGUUAUUGGCCAAGAUGUAAGAAGGCGCAAGCAAUUAAAGAUUUUAUACGCUACUUGUGAUACUUGAAAAUUCAUUCAAAUUUCACCAUUUUAAAGAGAAUUUGUAAUUGUCACUCGUAGUGCAAAUCCUUAAUUACACUCGCAUUGAAUGAAUGAAUGAAUGAACGAAUGAACGAAUGAACGAAUGAACGAAUGAA
This is a messenger RNA of Orbicella faveolata, 2870 nucleotides long. RefSeq lists its product as uncharacterized. NCBI's taxonomy places the organism in Eukaryota, Metazoa, Cnidaria, Anthozoa, Scleractinia, Merulinidae. Gene Ontology annotation, molecular function: oxidoreductase activity. Gene Ontology annotation, cellular component: cytoplasm. The record is from RefSeq and is a predicted model, not a curated record.